Echinostoma caproni is the source of this 996-nucleotide messenger RNA. NCBI's taxonomy places the organism in Eukaryota, Metazoa, Platyhelminthes, Trematoda, Plagiorchiida, Echinostomatidae. The record is from the annotation of a GenBank genome assembly.
AUGCGUGUUAUGGAACGCAUGAUAUGCCAGAAUUGUCUAGACGAUAUCCUUAUCGAUUUUCACAGCUGGAACGAUCCAGCUGACGAGGUACGCGAACAAGGCAGUCUCUACCCGCUCUGGCGAUUCAAACAUCCGGGGUCACGUCAAAAACGAUUACCGGUUACUUCAAUUCGUUGGUCAACGCGAUACGCGGAUUUGUUCUAUGUGGGAUAUGGUGAGGGAAAAACGGAUGGGAGAAAAUGUAACGGUGGAGCGGGGAACGAUGGUGUCGAUCCGAACAGUUUUGACAAUCAACGAAUUUUCUACAAAACUGAUGAGUAUUUAGACACGGAGACUCACGACCUGUGGCAAUUCACCCCACCAACCUAUUCGUUCAAAUCUGGGGAGAAAGUCUCUCGCUUGUUCAACCAACCACAUUUCGGUCCGUGUUGGAAUGUGGAAUGGUUGAUUCGAAGCGAUUCAAACGAGAUGGAUGUUGUCUCUAUCGCCGGUGACGGACGUCUAUUGUGCUGGUCGGUGCAAAAGGUGCUAUUUGGUUUUCCAACUUCCAGUGGAUUGUACGAGAAAAUUGCCAUGGGCACCGGAUCCGGGAGAAUUGUGGUCUGUAGUACAAUAGAUUCCGGUCAAAUCGAUUACCAUUGGCCUAAAUCUCAUGACUCACCGGUGCAACAAGUUCGCUGGAACCCGAUCGUCCCAGAUAUCCUCAUCUCCUGUUCGUUUGAUCGGACAGUGAAAUUUUGGACCCCGGGAACUCCUUACGCGCUCACGACAAUCGAACUGUUUGUCCCGGUCAGUGAUGUGUGCUGGGCCCCGUACAGUUCGACCACAUUCGCGCUGGUCACACAGACCGGACAAGUCCAGGUAUUCGAUCUGUUCUGGAGCCAGACUCACCCAUUGGCCACGCAUGAAUUGAUGCGUGGCCGAAUCCCGGUGGCCGGGACAAAGCUGAUUUUCAACACACGAUUACCUCUACUUCUGGUGGGCGAUGAACAGUAA